Molecule: messenger RNA, 824 nt
Organism: Ostrea edulis (European flat oyster)
Lineage: Eukaryota; Metazoa; Mollusca; Bivalvia; Ostreida; Ostreidae
Product: mediator of RNA polymerase II transcription subunit 21-like
Exons: 4
Coding region: 34-453 (139 amino acids)
Biological process (GO): regulation of transcription by RNA polymerase II
Cellular component (GO): mediator complex
Molecular function (GO): transcription coregulator activity
Source: RefSeq, a predicted model, not a curated record
GAAUUUAGCACAUCCAAACCACCAAAGCACAGAAUGGCAGAUAGAUUAACUCAACUCCAAGAUGCUGUUAAUCAGCUUGCAGACCAUUUCUGUAACAGUGUGGGAGUGUUACAGCAGUGCUCACCUCCCAGUAAAUUCGAUGGCUUUGAUAAACAACCAGGAAAAUCUCCAUCAGAAAUCCAACAAGAGGAUUAUGCAUUAACAUUUGCCAAACUAAUAGCAAGAACAGCAAAGGACACAGACACAUUAAUCGACUCCCUACCAAGUGAAGAGUCCUCCCUCAAAGUGCAGUUGGAGAGUUUGAGGCGUUUAGAGGCUGAAAAUCAAGAGGAAGCCCGACAGCUGGAGGAAGUGGUCAGCAGUGGCCAGGAUUUACUGGACCGUAUCCAGGAGGCCCUCAAGGAUAUUGCUCACUGCCAGCUUCGGUGUCAGGCCAUGGAGACAGACACCUGACACUGCUGUCACACUGUCUGUAGUGAUGGUGUCAUUUCUAUACAGUGUUGUAUUAGUACAUGAUGAUUGUGAGGUUUGGGGGGUUGUGUAGAAAGAUUGCAUGAUUCAGGUGAAGACACCUGAAGAUGUGGUGAAACACCUGAAGAUGUGGUCAGAGAACUGGAAAUGUGUCCAAACAACCGAAGAUGUUAUCAGCCGUGAGGAGUGUGUGUUGGUUGUGAAGCAUUCUGAAAGACAUAUAAAACUAUUGAUGUUUGAUUAUAUGACGUGUGGUCUCUGUAAAUAUUAAAAUGAAUACAUUGUAUUCUAUUUGUAAAUUUUAAUUGAGAGCUACCGAGUGAGCAUUAUUAAAGCUUAUUCGUCAUUAACAA